AUGUCCGACGACGUCUCGCAGUUUUUGCAGCAAGUCCAGCAGCUGCAAGGUCGCCGUGUCGAGGAGGACGAGGCCAGGUCAAGAGAACUGGAGGAGAAGAUACUCCAGGAGAAGAGUGAACGCGCCGCUCGACGAGCUGAGCGCGCCAGGUCCAUUUCACCCCAAAAGUCGUCUCCGGCAAACACGCCUCCUCCUCCUUCCCAUCGAGCCUCCGGUGUUUCUGAUCGCCUCAGUCUGACGUCUUCGCCCGUUCUUGAAAGCGCGAGAUCGCGCCGAGAUGAUACCUUCGACAACAUGGAGAGCCCUGUGACCAAUUUCUCAACCUCUCCCACGAAGGAGAACGAGUCGACUUUCGACAUUGAGUCCAAGCGAACGAGUGUGACAUCCUCGGGCACCAUACCUUCGCCUGGAAUCAGGACUGCGCCGUUGUCGUGGCAGAGGCGUCCAAACUCACAGUCCUUUGACAAGACAAAGUCUAGGCCUCUGUCCAUGCUGGCAGCCGAGAAUGCCGCCCGCACAUCCACAACAGCCUCCCCGGAGCCUUCAUCGACCACGGAGCAGUCCUUCACCAAGGACCAGAUCGCGCAGGCACUGUCUGCAAAGGACCCCACUUGGUUCCGCCAGACCUCAGACCGUGGAUUGAAUUCCCCCGCCUUCCGUCGCACUCAAGUCGAGGAUGAGGAUCGUCUAGACAUGUCGUCGAUGCGAUCCCAGUUACCUGGCAUGACGCCGCCCACCUCAUCGCGGGAAAGUCCUAUUUCCAAUCCUGCCCCGCUGCAACCCAGUAAAUCAGCCCCGCAUUUGGACUUGACACCGACUCAGCGAUUUGAACCUGGCGGUCAAUCGCCCGCUGAUUCGGAGGAUCGUGGCGGCGUCGACGAGGCAUCCCCGACGCGGGCAGAGGGUCGUAGGUCACCCACACGACCACGCUCUCCAACCAAGGGGAUGGGAGGCAUGAUCCGCGACGGAUCAGCGACUCCCACCCCACGUCCGACCAGCCGGCACGGCUCCGAAGAAUUAGGGGACGAGCCGGCAACCACCGGCAGUCAUGGCGUCGCAGAUCCAACCCCUGACACAAAAUCUAAUCUCACUUUAACCACCACCCCGCUCGACCAGGACGAAAAGACAACUCCUCCUGCAAGUCCGACAAAAACCAUGGACACUCGCAGAUGGAGCCCUACAAAAUCAAGUUGGCUUGAGGCAGCCCUCAACAAGCCAGAAUCGCCCAAACCGAAGCCCGCGGCGCCCCCCUCGAACCAGCCCGCCUGGAUGGUCGAGCUGAACAAGGCCAGGGCUCAGAAAGCGAACAAUCCAGACGCCGCAAUCAACAAGUUGAACCCGGCGUCGCACAAGCACGAGGUCAAAAUUGAUGGCCUCCUACGAUCAUCGCCAGCCACCUCAGCAACGAAAUCCAAUCCGCCGGCCGUCGCUGCGCCUUUUUCUCCUGCCAAUCUGCGAAGCACUCUUAAUACUCCGUCCACCGUCUCCAAGUCCACUGUCGGCUCUGAGACGCCUGCUGGUCCUGGUGAUUCCGCAAGCAAGCCCAGCACACCUACCCCUAUCGACUUUAGGUCGCAAUUAAAGCCACGGCAGACCCCCUCGGCGUUCGAAUCGCCAAAGGGAGGUAAUGUUAACGAGCUUAAGAACGUCUUCGGAAAUUUGCGAAAGACGAAAACCCAGAACUACGUGGCUCCCGACGAACUGAAGGAUAACAUCCUGCGAGGCAAAGCCGCUCUUAACCUGACCGGCGGCCCGAAGAAGUCGGAGCGAAAAGACGAGUUCAAAGAAGCCAUUCUUAAGAAGAAGGAAGACUUCAAAAAGGCUCAACUUGAAGGAACCGGCGUUACUCCCCGCGCUCCGGGUACAUCGACGACCGAGCAGCCACUGCCCGAAGGCCUAGCCAAGCGGAACCAGCUAGCUAGGUCUUCCACUCUAUCUAAUCGAGAUUCGGUAUCGUCGGACACCACGAAAGCCGCCUCUUCUGUACUAUCUAAUCGCAAUUCUUUUGCUACAGAUAUAACAAGCGUCGAGGCACCGACUCCCUCCCCCUCCUCCCUCAAAACGAGCCACACACCAACGAGAGAAACGACAAAAUUCGAAACAACAACACCUAAGGCUGAAAACCUCCCACAAUCACCAGUCUCCCAGCCAGCGUCAGCCCAGAAGGAAUUCACAACUCCGUCGCGCCUAUCCACUCGAGCCGGCGGCAGUUCUCUAGCAGAGAGAUUCAAUCCCGCUCUCGCUGGAAUUCUUGCGCGUGGGCCACCCACCGUUACUGCUCCUGGCAGCACCAGGUCCUCGGACAGCCCCAGCGCCUCGGGACAACAGAGUUCUAGCGCAGGUCCUUCCUCGUCCGACGCUGCCGGACCAGGGCCGCAACUUACGCACAUCACUAAGAACCGUGCUAGAGGCCCGCGACGUAAGGCCCCAAGCUCGGCGGCACCAGCCGUGUCUACUAGUCCUGCAACCACCGCGACACAAACCAGCAGCGCUUCUCCAGCAGCUACCCUCCCUACCACCAAUCCUGGCCCCACAACCUCUGCGUCUGGUCAAGUUAAGUCGUCGACAAUGGCGACCUCGAUCACGGAGAUGGCGGCGCCCGCGUCAAUGGGCACAUCAGACCAGAUCCAAUUGGCAGAUUCCUCUAAGGCCAUCGCCGCCGGCCAGGUCCAGCUUGUCGAUUCGUCAAUCAUGUCUCCAUCCUAUGGCAGCCAGUCAUAUCAGUCAUACACUCGGCGGAGAGAAACUGAGAGCAGCACCGUCUCUUCACCGGGCCAGAUCAAACUCGUCGACUCCUCAGCCAUGAGAGAGGCAUACGCAGCGGCAACCCCUACGAGAGAGAGUCGGGGCUCGUACUCGGGACAGUCCUUCGGGAGCGCUACUCCGAUCCGGGACAGUCGUGGGUCGUACUCGAGCUUCUCAUCACUGAAAGGUGCCUUGGCAUCUCAGGUUGCAGGGGCCGCCGUGCAGAGGAGCAGUCCCUUGACCUCGAACGCCACGAUUGCCGAAACCAGCCAAAAGCCCACGGAGGAACCGAAGUCACAACCUCCGUCUCCGAGAAAGCUCGAUAUGAAGAGAAUGUCCAAGUUCCUAGAUGAUGCGGACCAACCAAGCCCGAAAACUACAGUGCCUCCCUUGUCGGAAAACCCAUUGAGGUCACCUCGACGAAUGUCGAGGCCCCCUUCGCCUAACAAGCUUCCUGAGCAACAACCGCUGCCACAGCCUGCAUCUUCUUCGACCACUCCAAGUUCUCCCGCAAAACCUCUACCUCAUCCGCCCUCACCCACCAAGGAGACGCCUGCUCCUCUUCAAAGGAUGCCUACUGGAGGACCUAGCAGGUUCGUGAUGGGUGUAGCGGCGAUGUUUGGAGGCGGCUCUGCAUCUGCCCCGCUAGCCAAGGAGUCUGUGCCGGCCCCGAACGGACAGGAAGCGCGGCGAUCUCGAUCCCAAUCACCCACUAAAGUUGGUGAUCGACCGCCCCCUCUCAGCCCCCGUGCUAAGUCCCGAUCUCGGGUGUCUUCGCCCAUGCGUUCGCCUACGAAGCAGGCCAUAGAGACCGCCGCGCUUCUCAGCGACUUUUUCGGACCCCAACGCCCUAAGAGAGAGUAUCGAGCUGACGCUGCCGAGAUUCUGAUGCGCCGACCGCCAACUGGACAGGGCAUCAAGACCCUAUCAAAGCAAAGGCUGCAAAUCUUUGGGGACGGCAAGAUGGUGCAGGUUCCGUUGCACAAUGAACGGGUCCUCUUCGAGCGAGAGAUGUACAUUUGCUCGCACACAUUCACAAACGCGGUAGGCAAGAAGCUUUGCGAGGUGUAUUUGUGGGCCGGGGACGAAGUGCCAGCCUCAACCGUUAAGGCUGCUGAGGGAUUCGUCGGCAGGGAGGCCAAGGCUGUCGGUGGUAAAAUGAUCGUCCUCAAGCAAGGAAAGGAGACUCCCGAGUUCCUCCAGGCCAUUGGCGGCGUCGUCAUUACCCGCCGUGGAUCCAGUAACAAGUACGAUUCCCUCGCGCCCAACAUGCUUUGCGGCCGCAGGUACUUCGGCUUCGUCGCCUUCGACGAGGUGGACUUCUCCCCCGUCAACCUGUGCUCUGGAUUUUCCUACUUGAUCAACCAGCAGGGCCAGUGCUUCCUCUGGAAGGGCAAGGGAAGUGACUCGGAAGAGCUCGAGAGUGCGCGACUCAUUGGCAUGGACUUGUCUCUCACUGGCCAACUCGAAGAGAUUGAUGAUGGCAACGAGCCGGCUACGUUUUGGGAUAUUUUCGAUGGGGGCUCGAAGCAGCUCUCGGCUGAUCACUGGCGACUGAAACCGAAUUACUCUAAGUACUGCUGUCGACUGUUCUGCUCGGACGCAUCCUCCAAACAGCAGAUCAUCGAACUCAGCCCGUACAGCCAAUCAGACCUCAGUCCCAAGAACAUUUACGUGCUCGAUGCCUUCUUCGAGAUGUACAUUAUUGUUGGCGCCGAAGCCAAGACACAAUACGCGUCGUUCCGGAAUGCCCUCGACUUCGCCCAGGAGUACGCUAUACUGGCCAGCGGCAUGGAGGACCGCCCCUUCGUGCCCAUCUCGACGGUAGUCCUAGAGGGUAUUCCGCGCGAUCUGAAGAGCGUUUUCCGAAAGUGGCGGGAUGCGAACAGCCCGACUAUCAUGCCCCCUCCUUCCACGCCAGGUUCUGGCUUGAAGAGAGGUAGGAGUUUGAGGAUUGUGCCGCUGACCCAGGCGUUGCAGGCGCUGGCCGAGCCAUAG
Scedosporium apiospermum is the source of this 4743-nucleotide messenger RNA. RefSeq lists its product as uncharacterized. The record is from RefSeq and is a predicted model, not a curated record. Gene Ontology annotation, biological process: barbed-end actin filament capping; actin filament severing. Lineage: Eukaryota; Fungi; Ascomycota; Sordariomycetes; Microascales; Microascaceae. The transcript is spliced from 4 exons. Gene Ontology annotation, molecular function: phosphatidylinositol-4,5-bisphosphate binding; actin filament binding. The coding region runs from base 1 to 4743 and encodes 1580 amino acids.